This is a messenger RNA of Paramuricea clavata, 2263 nucleotides long. NCBI's taxonomy places the organism in Eukaryota, Metazoa, Cnidaria, Anthozoa, Malacalcyonacea, Plexauridae. The record is from the annotation of a GenBank genome assembly.
UUUAUUUAAGGUUCAGUGACAUGUCAUGGUGAUAAAGUGAAGAAUGCCAACUGUCCUAAAGAUCAAUACAUGGUGGUCAAGUUUGCAACUUACCGUGGAUUGCUUGCACCAAAGACAUGUGGCUCAAGUGAUGAUUAUAGUUGUGAAGUUGAUGUAACAUGUCUUGUUAAGAAACAAUGUGAUGGUCUACAUGAGUGUAAUAUAACUGUGGAUGACAAUUUGUUCUCUGGUGAUCUAUGUCCUGGAUUGUCAAACUAUCUUUACUUUGAAUAUCAAUGUGUUGAUACUGUGAAACCUUACAGAGAACCUUGUGGUACGCGUAGUUAUAAUAAGUAUGGUUCUGUUGAUGGUUACAACUUGUAGUUUCAAUCAACUUCUCUUAAGGGCUGUGCACAAGACAAGUUCUCAUAUACAGUAUUUAAAAAUGUUUCAACUUCCAUUUAGCACACACAUAAUCAUGUUUUGAACAUAUCAUUAUCAGUGACACCCCACUAUAUAGCUCUACAUGGCACAAUAACCUUGUUUCUCUCCAUGUUUUUGUAGUUCAUGACGUGUCUCUAUCAUAUUCAUCUCUACCUUACAAAGGUGUUGUACAAAUCACCACUGAUAGUGGGACCAAGAAUGUUUGUUGGAAAAGUUUAAAGAACCAGGCCAAAGAUAUUAUUUGUCGCCACCUGGGAUACAACGGGAUAUUCUCUCUUGUUAAUAUAUCCACUCCAACGGAUGCCAAAAAUGCAACAUUUUCUGGAAGUAUAAACUGCAAUGGUGAAGAGAAAUACUUAUCCCAGUGUUCAAUUACUGCAUCAACAGGCGACAGUUGUUCUGAGUUAUCAUACAUACAAUGUAAGUGUGGUACAAUUCAGCUAGAUAAAAAGGAGCGAAUAAGAUGCAAAGGUAAAAGUGGUAGAAAAUAUAAAAAGAAAUAGGAAGAAACUAAUUAAAAUAAAAAUGGAAUGUGAUGACACUCGAAGAAUAACUUCAAUGUGAUCAAUCGUUCAUCAAAAUUUAUUUGCAUAUUUUAGGUGGUUCUUUUCGGCCACUGUUAGAAGAUGAACAAAGAUUUCCAGAUUCAUCAUUUAGUGCGUCUGCUUCUUCAGAAGGUCACAGUGCUUCUGAUGCAAGGAUGUCUAGUGGUAGUUCUUGGUGUGCUCCUGUUUCAGAUGACAAACAUUAUCUUCAAGUGGACUUAGGAAGACAGUAUGAUCUCGACUUUUUCGUAACGUAUGGUGACAGUUCCGGCCAAAAAUGGGUUGCCACAUAUAAUUUGGAAUACACUGUUGAUUUGGUGAACUGGAAAACGCUAAGCCGGGUGAGAAAGAAUGAUAUUAGCCAACAAUAAGAAUAUAAUAGCAUGUACAUCAUUAUUUAACCUAUUAUUGGGAUAUUUCGUUGUUCUUUACUCUUCUUGUUUGUAGAUACUUCAAGGAAACAAAAAUGCUUACGAUCAUGCAGCCUGGGGAUCUAUUUCAGUUCGAGCGAGGGCUUUACGAUUCAUUCCAUUAACAUACGUAGGUCAACCAUGUAUGAGAGUCGACAUUAGUGGUUCUAGUAAGUUGCUAAACAUUAUUUGAUCUUCUAAAAUUCCGAUAAAAUAACUUAACAGUAGUUAUCUCUAACCGAAAAGAAUCAAAUGAUUUCUUCAUGCCUAAUACGAAUUUUUUUGGAAUUAUUAUAAUAGUAGACAAUACGUAGACCAAGGUCAAAUUGAAAUAGGAGCAGAUAAUUUGCAAAAGUUGGUCUUACUUCCCCAGCUGAAGAGAACCAAAUUAAUGCAUGCAUAAUUUAUGCCUGAUUACUUGACAUUGACUGGUGGAUGACUACAAGUUCCACUCUGGAUCACGAUGACAUUAUCUUUCUAAGAUCAGUAUCCGCAUACCUUCUGGGUUUUUUUUGUCAAUAUAUGUCAAAUCCUCUUUUCACAAUUAUUUAUCACACAUUUUAUGAUUAUAUUUUGUACUUUCCCCAUAGUUUUGUUACCAGACAAGCCAACAAAUCUCACCGUCACAAACAUCAUGUCUAGAAGUGCUGAAAUAUCUUGGCUAGAUCCUAAAAUUCGAGGGAUACUUGGUAUUUCACGCUUUUCGAUCAAAUUGAAAAAAGAAAACUCUUUAAUCCUGAGCAUUACCACAGGAAAAGUGAAUAAAUAUGAAGUAAAUGAUCUCACUCCAGAUACUACAUAUGAAAUAUCUGUAGCUGCUGGAAAUUAUUAUGGUUUUGGUGAAGAGACUUUUACUUCGUUCUUGACAUCUGAAGGAGGUAAGUG